AUGCGUCUAAGAGUUGCCACACCGAAUGUGAGAAGUAUUCAAGGUGAUAAGAGGGGAGGGGAGACAGGAGGAAGGGCGAAAGUUUAUCGAGAGGUGACGGGAGUCGACUCCGAAAAUAUUGGGAUUUGGAGACACCUCAAAAGAGGGGGGGAAAUGAAAGGGAAGAGAAAAAGGGAAGAAAGAGGAGGGAAAAGGACCGCAGGGGAGGGAGAAGGGCAAGGCGAUGAAAAUCGAAAUGGACGGAUGGAAAUGGGGGGGAGAGGAGAGGUGAGGAGAGUAGGGAGGGAAAACGGAAGUAAAGUGGGAAAGCACAAGAAUGGUAGUCAACGGCAGGGCGAGAGGUCGACGAGGUUCAAGAUCGGUGGGUUUGUGGCCUUGGGAACAGGACCAAGAAACUCAGACGGACAGAUAAGAUUCAAGCGGACGGGGACAGUUGCAGACAAAGAAGCAAGAGAGCGUGAGCAGCUGAAAGGGAGGGAUUCGAUCAGUCAGCGAGAAAGGCGAAGGGAGGGCGUGAGUGUGAAAAAGAGUGAGUGUGAGAGUGAUUUGGUUGUUUGUGUCGAUGCUUCUUCUCUCUCUGCUGCUGAGGAAGAAGGGGGGGGAGAGGGAGAAAGAGAGGAUAAUUAUGUUCGCAUGAAGCACAAAACGAACUUCCAGUGGACGGGAGGAGAUGGGAGAGAGAGCACAGCAGCAGCAACGAGAUGGGGGGAGGAGAGGGGUUGGACUGAUUUGAUGGGAUGGGAUGAAAUGGAUGGAUGGAUGGAUGGAGAAUAG
Messenger RNA from Aspergillus niger, 774 nucleotides. RefSeq lists its product as uncharacterized. NCBI's taxonomy places the organism in Eukaryota, Fungi, Ascomycota, Eurotiomycetes, Eurotiales, Aspergillaceae. The transcript is spliced from 8 exons. The record is from RefSeq and is a predicted model, not a curated record. The coding region runs from base 1 to 774 and encodes 257 amino acids.